Messenger RNA from Nematolebias whitei (Rio pearlfish), 1052 nucleotides. RefSeq names its product RNA-binding Raly-like protein. Gene Ontology annotation, molecular function: RNA binding. Lineage: Eukaryota; Metazoa; Chordata; Actinopteri; Cyprinodontiformes; Rivulidae. The record is from RefSeq and is a predicted model, not a curated record. Bases 57 to 935 code for a protein of 292 amino acids. Gene Ontology annotation, cellular component: nucleus. The transcript has 9 exons.
GAUUCCCACCUUUGAGGAGUUUGCUCUUCUGAUAGGCACUGCCCCAGGACUGUAGGAUGACCGGGAAGAGCCUGACCAGCAACGUAACCAACAAGAAUGACCCGCGCUCCCUCAACUCAAGAGUCUUCAUCGGGAACCUCAACACGGCUGUGGUCACCAAGGCUGACAUCGAGGCCAUCUUUGCCAAAUACGGGAAGAUAGUGGGCUGCUCCGUGCACAAAGGCUACGCCUUCGUUCAGUACGUCAGCGAAAGGAACGCUCGGGCCGCCGUGGCCGGGGAGAACUCCAGAGUCAUCGCUGGACAGUCUCUGGAUAUCAACAUGGCCGGAGAACCCAAACCGUACAGGCCCAAGAUUGUCUCCAAGAGACCCCUGUCGUCCCUCUACAGCGGCUACGAGUUCGAGUACGACUACUACAGAGACGAUUUCUACAGCAGACUCUUCGAGUACCACGGUCGAGUCGUGCCCCCGGCCCGAGCCGUGAUUCCCAUUAAACGGUCUCGGCUCAUCGUCCCAUCCGCUCGCAGAGCCAAGUCCUCUUUUCCAGUCAGGACCUGCUCCUCCUCGUCCUCCUCCUCCUCUUCAUCCUCCAGAGCAAUCAACAUGGGCUCUUCCGUCACCGGACCCAAAUUGAAGAACGACCAGCUCCUAACCAUCAAGAAGGAGCUCUCGCAGAUCAAGACGAAGAUCGACUCGCUGCUGGGAAGGUUGGAGAAGAUUGAGAGGCAACAUCGCUCUGACGCCGAGAUGCAAAGAAAACAGGAGGCGGCGUGUGAGCGUCUCCAUGGCGACGCAGAGGACCACUCUGGAGGAGAGGAGGCGGAGGAGACAGCCGAGGUGGAGGCAGGCGAGAUGACGGACGGCGGCGAAGACGACUUGGAAGAUGAGGGCGCCGGCGACCUGAUGGAGAACCACAUAUCAGACAUCGACAACUGAGUACGUUUGGGGAAAGUCACGAAGAAGAACAAAGGAUGUUUCAACAACAACGACCAGUGAAACCUUUCUUGUUGAAGGAGGUGUUUAAAUGAAACAAUGAGGGAAGUGACUGACGGC